CGUGGUUUCACGCUCCUAUCGCGACUUUACAGCGGAUAAUGUCACAUCAGGACGCAUUUAAUGUUAAUUUAAUGACUUCACAGCGCUCAUGUGUGGCUCGAAAGUGCUUUUGUAUUUUGUUUUCACUGUGAUUGGAAGCUGUGCUGUAAGUUGAAGAUUUACAUUUUGCCAGUCUGAUGAUGUGCUGCUGCUUUCUGGGGACAUCGUUGGUGGUCAGUGUUUGGCCCUGCCUCCUGAUCCACAUCGUUGUUUACACCUGUAAUAAGGUGGGUCAGUCCAGGUCAGUCCACCGACUCCAAGGGAAACCAGUUAACUAACAAAGCCAGCGACUGAAGGAACCAGUCCUCCACUAUGGCGAGCCAGGACUCUGUCAACCCUUCACAUGCUACAUUUGACCUCUACAUCCAAGCGCAGAGUUGUAAGGAUGUGAAGCAUCACUUUGCUGAGCUCUGCCAGCAACUGGACAUCGAUCCUAAGGAUUAUAGGAGUUUCUACAGCAAGUUGAAGGAAAGACUGAACUACUGGAAGGCCAAAGCCCUGUGGACAAAGCUGGACAAAAGGGCAUCUCAUGCAGAUUACCAGCAAGGAAAAGCCUGCACCGGAAACAAGUGUCUUGUAUUGGGUGCGGGGCCAUGUGGACUGAGAACGGCCAUCGAACUGUCCCUGCUGGGGGCUCAGGUGGUGGUGCUGGAGAAGAGAGAGGCAUUCUCCAGGAAUAAUGUUUUGCAUCUGUGGCCUUACACCAUCUGUGACCUCCGUGGGCUCGGAGCCAAGAAGUUCUAUGGGAAAUUCUGCACCGGCUCUCUGGAUCACAUCAGCAUCCGUCAGCUGCAGUUGAUUCUAUUGAAAGUGUCACUUCUCCUCGGGGUGGAGGUGCACACUGGAGUGGAGUUCCAGGGCUUGAUUGAGCCCUCAGGAGAAAACGGUUGGAUGGCCAAGCUGCAGCCCGGCUCGCAUCCUGCCACAGCCUUCCAGUUUGACGUCUUCAUCUCUGCUGGAGGAGGCAGGUUUGUCCCUGAUGGUUUUCAGCACAAGGAGCUGAGAGGCAAGCUGGCUAUUGGUAUCACAGCCAACUUUGUUAACAACAACACUGCUGCUGAGGCCCAGGUAGCAGAGAUCAGCGGUGUGGCUCGCAUCUACAACCAGAAAUUCUUCCAAGAGUUGCUCAGUGAGACGGGUAUUGAUUUAGAGAAUAUCGUCUACUACAAAGACGACACCCACUACUUUGUCAUGACUGCCAAGAAGAAGAGCUUGCUGAAGAAGGGGGUCAUUAAACAGGACUACAAUGAUGCAGAGGAGCUGCUGGCUCUUGCAAAUGUGGAUCCUCAAGCUUUGUACAGCUAUGCCCACGAUGCUGCCUGCUUCUCUACAGGCGGAAAACUUCCUGACCUCCAGUUUGUUCAAAACCAUAGCGGCCAGCCAGACGUGGCCAUGUUUGACUUCACCUGCAUGCACCGUGCUGAGAAUGCCUCUCUGGUCAGGGAGAGGAGAGGCAAGAAACUGCUGAUAGGUCUUGUUGGAGAUUGCCUGGUAGAGCCUUUCUGGCCUCUGGGUACAGGUAUCGCUCGAGGGUUUCUCGCCGCUUUUGACACAGCAUGGAUGGUGAGAAGCUGGGGUAUGGGGGUCCCACAUCUCAAGGUCCUAGCGGAGCGAGAAAGUAUGUACCAGCUCCUGUCCCAGACCACACCAGAGAACACCAGCAAAAACUACUCUGGCUACAGUAUUGACCCCAGAACACGGUACCAGAGGGUCAACCUCUCAUCUGUGCGCACCAACCAGGUGCAGCACCUAUAUGAUGUUGAUAAAUCUCAUCUAUCAAGCAAGAAACAGAAGGACAAGUCGUCUCCCCUGCGUCAUGAUUCAGUCAGUGGUUAUGAAGGGCUGUUGAAAUGGUGCCAGAAACACACCGCAGGUUAUGAGAAGGUAAAUGUAAAAGAUCUGACCCAGUCGUGGAGGUCCGGGCUGGCUCUGUGUGCGCUCAUCCACCACUUCAGGCCUCAGCUCAUUGACCUGACUUCCCUGGAUGUGUCCAGUGCUGUUCACAACAACCAGCUGGCCUUCAGCAUCCUGGAGAAGGAGCUGGGCAUCCCACCUGUCAUGUCUCCCAGUGACCUGGCCAACAGCGGCCAAAUAGACAAGUUGUCCAUGGUCCUGUACCUCACCCAGGUCCAAGAUGCUUUCACUGGGCCAGCAAAGGAUAAAGGUGUGGAUCCUGUAGGCUUCGUGCCAUUGUCCAAGACUCUGACUCUCUCCCAGGCACAGUCAGCUGUGUUUUUCCUGAACAAGCUGAAGCACAACUCUCUGCAGAGACGUAAGGAACAGCUGGCAGCUGAGAAGCGAGUAAAAGAGGCAAGGAUGGGAGAUGAGGACAGGACGGUGGUGCCUCCUGUGUCUCCUGAGUGCAAUCAGACACCUGAUCCUGUUCCUGCUCUUGAGCCUGAACCGGAAGCUAGUACUUGUGUGUCCAUGACAAACAGUGAGGAGUGUUAUUUCUGUGGUCAGAGAGUCUAUGUGCUGGAGCGCAUCAGCGCUGAGGGCAAGUUCUUCCAUCGGAGCUGCUUCGCGUGCCAUCGGUGUGGCAUCACACUCAGACUGGGAGGAUACACCUUCGACCAGACUACAGGGAGAUUCUACUGUGAGCUGCACUCUGAAGAGCUGGAACUGGGAAUCGGGACUGGAACAUCCUGGAAGGAAAAUGGAGGAAUUCACCAAGGGGCAAAUGAAGAGACCUCCAGUGAUGGUUAUACACCAUCUCCAUCAGAUGAAGAGUAUGAACACACUUUGGACAAUGCUCCCUCUUCACCCACAAUGUCACAGAAACCUGAUGGACAGGACCAGCAUGUUCUUGAAUCCAAAGAAGAGUCCCAAGGCCCACAUACAUCAGAAACUCCCACAGGCCCUCCACCUAAAACUGAGGUAGCAGCACCCACUGAAGGCGAGACAGAGGAACCUUCUCCCGCAGUGCCCUGCCCAGUCCCAAAGCCCCGUCACUUUCAACAGACUAAGCCCAGCCCUCAGCCCUCUCCUCCAAUAGCAAAACCUCGCACAAUCCAGCUUUUAAACCCUUCAACUGAGCAAAAACCUACAAAAGAGAUCUGCAAGGCAGCACCAGACUCUCGUCCUAAGCAGUCACUGCGGAAGCUUCAGCUGACCGACGAGGAGAAAAGCCAACUGGUGAAUCUUCAGAGCUUCAGUGCAGACUCGGACUCAGAGACCCCCGGUGGAUCCUCAUCCUGCUCCUCAUCCUCGGCAACAGCAGGGGGUCCAGGCCCUUCUAAAACAGAGGGCUUAGAUGGGCAAGAAGAGGAGGGCUACUGGAGUGGGAGCACCGCUAGUCACAUCCGGGAGAGAAGGAUCCGGCGCUGCUUCAAGAAAAAAGAGAUGCCAAGCGGGCAGACCAGAAUACGAUCCAAGUUUUCCCCCUGGAAUCUGUCUUCCCCAAGGAUCAGCAGAGACACCAGGCUCAGUGUCCUCAACAACCAACCAGAGAGUUUGGAAACAACAUUCAGACAUGUUAACAGUGCCUCAGAAGAGGGUGUCGAUGGAGAUGACGACGACGAGGAGGAGGAUAUGUUUGAACAAGACAUUGACUUAUAUGAUGAGAAAUUUCAGAAUGUGCCACCAGACCCUGUUGAGGCUGAGAAGCUGGAGCUGAUGAAGAUGAGGACACUGGAGCGGCGAGCCAAGAUGAGUGAAUUACAGCGACUGCGCAAAGCACAGUCCAUCCAGAGGAGACUGGAGGAGAUCGAGGUGACCUUCAAGGAACUGGAGGACAAAGGUGUAGUGCUGGAGCGAACUCUGCGAGGAGAGGCAGGCAGCAGUGGUUCUCCUGAUGCGAUCGAGCAGUGGAUCCAACUCGUCCAUGAGAAGAAUGCGUUGGUUUCUGAGGAGUCUGACCUCAUGGUGGCGUCUCGUCAGCUGGAACUCGAAGACCAGCAGACAAUGUUGGAGUUGGAGCUCAGGAAAUACAUGGAGCUAAAUGACAAGACGCCAGAGCAACAGGCAGAAGAAGAGCGGAUCCUUGAACAGAUGAUCGAGGUGGUGCAGAUGAGGGACUCCCUGGUGUCAUUCCUGGAAGAGAAGAGGCUGAAGGAGAUGAGCGAGGAGCAAGAGGCCUUCUGCAUCAUGGAGGCCAAACGGCACUCGAAGGCAGGAGCUCAGGUUCACUGGUUGUAAGGCUGUCCUGCACACACAUACUCAGCAUGAACCUGUAUGUACUGCACAGUAGAUGCUAUCGCAGCUACUGUGUGUGAGACUUGCGGCAUUAAACUUUUGCAAAGCCAAAGAUGAUUCAACAUCGUUGCAGAGGGUAACCCACCACAAGUGGCCCCUCAGUAUAAGAGUCCGGCUGUAUGGGCCAGAGGCUGAAUGAAUACAAGUUGCAGUUCGCUCCCCAAGAGGAAGACGUAAGCCUGAAAGAUCUGAAGCUACAAGUCGAUGCCAUGCCUGCUGUGAUCUCAGCAACAGAGCACAUAUGGAAAAGUGUUGUUAAAGUCAGUUGCACUGUUGAACCACUACCACACAGCAGAGAAUCGUCACCCAGCCAGCGACUUGUCAGAACAAGCAACUCAAGUGUAGCCAACCUACAACGACAGUGGCGGGACACCUACAGCGGAUGUGGAGCCUGAAGACGGAGAGCGAAUUUGGAAAGAGGACAGUGGUGUUUUGGAGAACAGUUGAGUGUUCAUGUUGAUUUACUUCUAAUCACGAAUAAGUGCUUUUGUGCACAAGCAUAACAUACAGUACAUAUAUGUUUGGUAUUUCAAGAAACAUGUUGAUAGUAGCUAACAGAAUUAUUACAGUAGAAUUCCCAUUCAUUUGUUUCAUUCGUUUUUCUGAUCCACUUGUUAUUUCUGAAUGUCAGUAGCACUUCCUGCAUCUCACCCCGUUCUUUCCUGGGAUCAUGUUGUAUAAUUAAACUCAGGGGUUGGUUGUUCAGUCCUCUUAGCAGCAGAGUUAAGGUUUUCACUGACGACCUUCAACAGUCAGCUGCUGUAUUAUAUGAACACAGGACUUGGGGUCAGUGAUAAAGAAGCUAAACGGGGCUGGUUUGUCUGUUUAUACAUGCCAUCAGUUAUCAUUUUCAGGUGUUCCAUGUGGCAGCAGAACAGCCAAAAUCAAGAGAAAGACCAGUUUGCUGUUAGUGAAGCAGGGCCUUAUAGAGUCAUUGUUCUGCUGCUCUUUUGUGCCGUCUGGAGAGCACUUCACCGUAUAUCAAAUAAAGACCAUGCACUUUGAUGCCUUACUUUUUAUGUUUUUAUAACACUCUGAAGUCCUCAGAAGUGAAACCCGGUGUCCCCAGGU
Monopterus albus (swamp eel) is the source of this 5304-nucleotide messenger RNA. It is a transcript of the gene mical1, whose product is annotated as microtubule associated monooxygenase, calponin and LIM domain containing 1. Gene Ontology annotation, molecular function: FAD binding; protein binding. The coding region runs from base 352 to 4176 and encodes 1274 amino acids. The record is from RefSeq and is a predicted model, not a curated record. NCBI's taxonomy places the organism in Eukaryota, Metazoa, Chordata, Actinopteri, Synbranchiformes, Synbranchidae. The transcript is spliced from 25 exons.